GCGGGUUCCAGCUCCGGCCCGGGGCCAAGUGUGUGCGUCAUCGACGAGGUUGGGAAGAUGGAGCUCUUCAGCCAGCCUUUCAUCCAGGCCGUUCGCCGGACGCUGUCCACCCCGGGGACCAUCGUCCUGGGCACCAUCCCCAUACCGAAGGGCAGGCCGCUGGCCCUUGUGGAAGAAAUAAGAACCAGAAAGGACGUCAAGGUGUUCAGCGUCACCAAGGAAAACAGAAACCACCUUUUGCCAGAGAUUGUGGCGUGCGUGCAGAGCGGCGGGAAGUGAGGGUCAAUCACUGCUGCUGCUGCUCUGCUCGCGAGACACGUGCCAGCUGGAGUGGCGCCCCUGCCCCGCCCGCCAGGGUUUCCGCCCUGGGCUUCGUGAGCCCUCGGAGGCUCUGCCAGAGAAAGCCCGACAGCUGUUCUCCAUAAAAUGUUUAAAGGAUCAAAUGAGCCUUAAUGCUGGAUCAACUCCACAAGAUUAAUAAUCCAUCGUGGCUUAUUUAUGCCGAGAGAUUUCUGUUUAUUUCCUCUUGCAAUUGUGCGUAAGAUUUGGGCAAAUUACGAAAUGAGAAAUGGUUUUCAGAGUAUUAGGUGGAAUUGGCCGCCAUUGAAGUUUAUAAAUGUGUUCAGGGAAGGGGGAGAAAAGAGUUCACGGCUUAAUCAGUUUCGCAUGUCAUGAGAAUUGAACCCCUCCAGGAGCGGCUGUGGCCUCGUGCCGCGCAGAGUGGUAACAGUUAUUUGAUUUUUUAAAAAAUUAGUAUUUAAAAAAAAUUUCAGGUCCUCCCCUCACCCAUCUCAUUGUUUAUUUGUUUGAUUAUUGCUUAAUAAAAUGAAGAUAAACGUGG
Molecule: messenger RNA, 841 nt
Organism: Camelus dromedarius (Arabian camel)
Lineage: Eukaryota; Metazoa; Chordata; Mammalia; Artiodactyla; Camelidae
Gene: NTPCR
Product: nucleoside-triphosphatase, cancer-related
Molecular function (GO): ATP hydrolysis activity
Source: RefSeq, a predicted model, not a curated record